CGUGCGGUGAGCGCAGGGACAUUCCUUCCCCAGGACGAGUGCCUAGGAGGCGUGGUGCAGGGAGUGCGCGUCUCUACGGUGUUCCCUAGCCAUUACCGGCUUUCUCUCCUCGGCAUCUCGCGGACAGCUGUUCGGCCCCGGCAGCAUCACACGCGCGUCGGCGCGCGCAGUCGCGUUGUUGCCGGUGGCGAGAACAGGUCGACGCAGCCGGACGCAGUGUGAUUUGUGUUCCGUGAAGUGCCCCUCUCUUGUGGAUAUACAUACGUCGUCGACGACAGCUCCUGCUUGAUCGACACUACAAGCUCGGAAUACCGUUCCUGGUCGCUGAGCCAUGGGCUAGGGCCCUGCCCGUGACUCUUUCGCACGUUCGGAUGGACGAGGACGACGAACGGGUCCAGUUCCAUUCACUGCCACCCGAGGGCAUGAUCCUGCCCGCUGACGGACUCGGGAGUCCACCACCGGAGAAUGGAAGCGGAAGAGAGGCCGAAGACUCGUUCGAAGGGGAAGGGACGGAGGAGGUGAUCGUCAAAGUGGACAAGCCGGACAGCUGCGCGGUCAACGACGCCCUGCACCGACUUGGUCGAGCUGUGCGAGGCCCCCGAGAACGGCCUAGUCACCCUGGACAAGCUGAUGGCUGUCAUCGAGAGCCAGGGAUUCCAGUGUUCAGCUCAGGACGAGCAGUCCCUGAACCAAGUGUACAAUGCCCUGUGGGCCGAGAGCGAGUCCAAGGGUCUGGUCACUAAUGGGUCCUCGGGCAAGCGGGACGUCCACGUUGACAUCCACGGCUCCAAGGUGAUUCGCAACCUGCUCGACGAUUACCAGCGGAACGCGCACCUCGAGGACAUCUGGGAGCCGGGACUGUCGGUGCUGCUGGACUCAAGUAAGUUGGGCGGGGUUACGCCCACGCACAGCGGGGGCAGCAGCCCCCUCGCAUUCUCGACGCCUGUCCGCCAUGCUGGUGGCGGUGGUGAUGUCGCUGGUAGCACUAGAGGGGGUGGUGGCGGCCGCGGCGGUGCAUCGGGUCGCUCAACUCCAUCUACCUGCUCCUCGGCAGAGAUCCUCGCAUCCCUGGAAGUGUCCAUGUUCAGCUGUGGAAGCAAGGAAGGCAUCGCGGGUGACAUCAGCAUUCUGGAUCUGGCGCAGCUGGAGUCGGAGCGGUCCCAGUUCCAGCACACCGUGCAGCGGCUGAUCAAGGAGAAGGAGGAUGCCUUCCGUCAGUGGUCGCAGCUCGAAGAGGCCAAUCAGGCGUUGACCGCAUCCAACAAGGACCUGCUCGAGCGGGUGCGAAGCCUGUGCCAAGAAGUGGAGGCCCUGAGGAGUGCCAGUGCAGAGCUCGAGGAAACCAAGGCUGCCCUCGCUGCCACCAGUGUCGCCCGACAGCAGGCAGAGCAGCACCUGGUGCAGGCCAGGGCGGCCAAGGCGGCACUCGAGAGCCAGCUCGAGAAGAGGAUCGCUGAGGUGGACAGCCUACAAGAGAGGUUGACCAAGUCAGACGUCCGCGCAAAGAAGGCAUCCGAGGCGGUGGCCAGAAAUCGGGUGCGGCUCCGCGAACUCGAGAGCCGGAACCUCAGCCUCAAAGAGCAGCUGUCCCAGGAGUCCAGCAGACUUGUUCAGAGUGCAUCUGUGGUCCAGGAUCUGUCCAAGACUGUUGAGACUCUGGAACACAGGCAGAAGGACACCGAGGAUGAAUUGAGGCAACAGCGUGUGGAAAACCUUCGGCUGAGGGAAGUCCUGUACGAGCGGAACUCUGUGCUAGUCGGCGACACCAGCACGAUCACCGGCACGGAGCUGCACGACACCAGUCCCGCGUCCGUGGCUGUCGCCGGCGAGGCCAACCUGGACAGCGACGAGGGGGUCCGCUCCAUCUCGCCAGCCAGCGUCCUCUUGCUGGACUUGUCCUCAUCCUCGCACCAGCCAAUCAGCGACGAGCUCUUCUUCAGUGCGCUGGACCUUCCGUAUGCGAGCACGCCGCAACCACAGAGCCCAUCUAGGAGGCCACGGUUGCCAUUUUGCGGGAUUCCCAGGCUACCCUCUUGGGACUGCUCCAUGAUCCGACGCCGACAUUCCGAUGUUGGAGUCCUCAGCCCCGUCCUUCUGAACCACUCUGGACACAGCAGCCUCCCACCGAGGAUAUCGGCGAUGGUUCAGGAGAAUGUGGCCAGCUCUAGAGACCAAACCUUGCAGGCAAGGCUUGAGCAGGAGCUGGAGAAGAAAGAGGAACUUAUCAGGGAACUCGAAGCAAAAAUUGCCGAGAACACUCAGGAGCAGGUGGCGCUGGAGCGGCGGCACGCCGAGCUGUGCAGCUUCCUCGGCCUCUUGUUGGUCACGCUGAGGUCUAUUCGCUUCGACCUGCAAGCGUUGAAUGAUGAAGCCGUCAGGGUCUUGGAAUCGCACGCCGGGGCUGCAUCUGUACUGGCUCUGGCACAACAGGACAGGCAGUUGGUGGCGGCCCUGGAAGAUGCCAGCCCAGAGUCCGCGUACUCUUUUCCGGAGGACGUGGUCCGGGAGCAGAUCCAACUGGAACUGCAGACACUCAGGGCACAGAUCACCAAGAGCCAGGCAGUGCUCACUUACCUCCAAAGCCGGGGCUCUAGGGUGCCCCUGCAUCCAUCGUCUGAGUGUGCGACCAUUGACCGCAAGGCUCUCGUGUCGCACCGUGGCUACUCCGAGGAAGGUGUCCAUCCCGAUGACCGCCACUACGACACCUUAGAGACGCACCGUUCCAGGAGGCCUUCAGGUUGCCAAGCUUGUGGGUGCAUUGGUCGCUGCCGAGGCCGUCAUGCGGGCCGCUUCUCAAGCACGUUCUCGUGCCCCACGCUGUUGUCGCGUGACUCGCCGGUGGCAAGGGGGACGCAGACAGAGCUGGGGACUGCAACGAGGUCAUGUGACUGCCAGACAGAGCCCCUGGCUGCUGCCAACAUGCCGUGCAACAGGGUUAUCGUUGAGCAGCAGGGACCAGUCGAGGUGCGGACUGCGGCGGUGCUGGACUCGACGCCGCCAUUUCCGCGACAUCGGAGCAACAGCUUCGUGUGUGCCAUCCAGGGAGGGAACGCUGCGGCCCCAGAGGCAUCUGACAGUAGUCAACCCUCAAGGGAGGGUAGUACAGUUGACAGUGGCAGUGCCAAACCACCGGUGCCAAAGCUGACAUUUGAGGACUUUGAUGCGCAACGGAGGGAUGCCGACGCGCAGACCCGGAAGGCAGCCUUCAGGAAAUGCCUGCUUGAGGUUGGACGCAGUGUGGCCAUGGACUUGGAUCAACCAGACAGCUCGACGGGCCCACCGCGACCACGGGUUCCUCUGAAGAAGACCACCUUCAUGCUGGAGCGACCCGAGACGGAGUCCGCCCAGGGCAGCCUGGAUGGACAGGAGGCGUUUCCCUCCUUCUCGGACAUUGUGCUCGCCUCACAGGGACUCUCCAGGGACUCCCCAAGUUCGGACCAGCUGACCGAAGAGGAGAUUGAGAAUAAGUUCACCACCCUCUCCCUGGGCUUCAAGACCGACCGGCUGACGCUGACCAAGCGACUGGAGCUGCACCAGCGCCACCGGGACAUCGCCGAGGGAAACAUCCAGGCAGAGCUCAACGCAAUCCGGGACCUGGCGCAGACCCUGGACUCUCUCUGCACGGACGACGAGCGCGUCCGAGAGGUGGUUGCCCAGAUCCGCAACCAUGUCGACGUCAUCCAGCAGUCCACCGACCGCGUGUCCAGCCAGGCUGAGGUGUACGGUGCCGUCCAACAGGAGGAGCGCAUGAGCAGGGCGUUCGAGGUGAUGGUGGCUCACGUGGAGAACCUCAAGCGCGCCUCCGAGCGGGAACACCGGGAACUGGAGGAGGCCCGCAAGCUGCUGCUCGACCAUCAGCUCAUGCACGACGUGGCCAACGUGACUCCCGCAAAGGAUGCUCGUCGCAGGGCCAGCGUUGCCUGUGUCCGCAGACCAUCGGGAGAGGAUACCCGUGGGAACCUUGUCUACUUAGAUUCCCGGGGCCGGCUGUUCAGCAUCCCGGGCGGCUCGGCCGGCAAUUCGUCGGCGCCGGGUCCCAUGCGCGCCCUGCGCGCCCUGAACCUGGGCCCCCGGCGCUGCUCGCUUCCGGUGCCCCACGCCGUGCUCCUGCCCACGGCGCACGAGGCCGACGCAGCGCGAGCAGCCGUAGACGCCGCGGCCUGCUGCAAGUCGGAGUGUCAUGUGGAAGAGGACACGGUGGGACCUGCAGCUAAAGCCGAUGGCUCGCACCACCAUGGUGCAACCAACGGAGACGUUGGCGUCUCCAGCCUGUCUGCCCACGACAUCAUUGGCCAUGUUGCCGAAGAAAGUUCAACUCUCCAAAAUGGUGUGCUCGAGGAGUUGGUGGCCGCCAGCGUCCAGGACACCCUGGAGCUGUCGGAGCGGCUGAACGGCAUGGAGGAGAUGGAUGUGGAUGAGCUCCGGGCUCGCGUCGAAGAAGAUGAGGAAGGAGACCGAGAGGGCGAUGGAGAGGAAAGGGAAGGUGGUAAUGCCAGGGCAGACGGUGCCAACAUCGACCUGCUGCACUGGGCAGCCAACGUAGUAGUCAGGGUGAAGUACUGGUUGAACAGAAGUCGGCAGGUGCUGGCUGGACGCAAGCGGCUGGCACCAGUGACCGUCCAGCGCUUCACGACUGCCCGCUACUUCCUCAGCGGUUUCUUGGUCACUGCGGCCCUGGUGACUGCCCUGGUUGUGCUCCUGCCGGGUGUAGCGCCAAGUUCCGCCGCCAGAAACGACGUUGCCAACAUAAUGGAGCUGUGGCACGACCUGUGCCUCUGGGGACCGAACCUCGUGAUGCUGCGACGGGGUGACCGGCCACCGCCGACGUAAUUCUCGCGACUCGAAAGACUUCUUCGUUUCUGUCUCCCUCAUUGACGUUCUGCAAAGUGUGCAUAGUUGCUGCGAGAAUUUUUAGAUACAAGCACCUGUGAUGUGAUCUUUACAGAACAUUCUUUAUUGUUAGCGUGUGUAUGUUCCAGUUCAUGUGUUAAUGUGUCCCAGGAGCCUUACAAAACAUGACUGGUACGGAUUCGAUUGGCAAGCGGCUCCUCGUUGUACCAUGAGAUGUAUAUGGUUGCUGCUAGAGUAGCAGUGACAAGUUGCUAUGUGAUUUUUAGAAAGGCUUCGCUUUUUUAUGUGUGUUUGUUAGUUCUCCAUGCAAUACAGUGUCCCAGGAGCACAUUUCAAAGGAAGGUCAGACAAAGCGCCGCAGACUACAUUGGCUACAUCAGCGAGCCUCUAAAAUGUUCACAUGGAUGGUGGCACGAUGCUCUCACAACUCAUCCAUGCGGCUCUUUGCGUUGCCUGUGCAUUUAAGCACUGCAUUUAAGUUUCGAAGUUUCGGCAUGGCCGUCCCUGCGAAAGGAAAGACACCACAAGUACUGUCUGAGGACAGCGAUGGCUUAAACCUGGUCACACAUUUGUCGAACCCCCGUAACACACGCGGGCUCGAGUGUCUUGCCACGUCGCGCACCACGCCUUGCAAGCCUGGCAAGUACUCACACGUUAGGUGGUCGAGCUGCUGUUAGUGCUGCCACCUUGCCGGUGCAUCGACAUUCCUCGCAAACGAUCCUCUCUUGCUCAAGGAGAGUUCCGUUUUGAGAGAACAAAGUUUACAAAACGCAACAACCUAAACUUGGACUGCCACACUCUGCGCGCUUGCACGUGCAGCUGCUGGGGAAAUAGGCAUAGUAUGCUGGCAGUUCAUCGUAAUGGCCAUCUCCCAUUGUUUUUUUUUUUUCUCUUUGUUUUACUGUUACAUUUAGGUCUCUUCGAACUGAGUGCCAUGCGCGUGUAUUACUUCGUCAUGUGCAAUACUUACCUUUUUUUUUCUUUUUAUCACGAGGAAGACGUGCAUCUUUUUUUUUUUGUACAAAGCCUGCUAUGACUACACCUUGUUCACAUUUAUAGACCUGUUCCAACGAGUCGAUGUGUGGAAAGUAUUCACACCUGCAUAACUGUUAAUAGUUUGUAUUUAAAUAUAGUUCCGUUUAUUGCUGUUACAAGUACUGCGAGUUCAUAAAUGUUUUGUAAAGCUUUACUAAGUGACGAGCCUUAAAUUUGGGUUAUAUUUUAGACAUUUUAAACUUCAGUGUUCCUUGUG
Rhipicephalus sanguineus (brown dog tick) is the source of this 6103-nucleotide messenger RNA. RefSeq lists its product as uncharacterized. The transcript has 36 exons. The coding region runs from base 631 to 4830 and encodes 1399 amino acids. The record is from RefSeq and is a predicted model, not a curated record. Lineage: Eukaryota; Metazoa; Arthropoda; Arachnida; Ixodida; Ixodidae.